AUGGCACUCAACAGAACCCUCGCUGCCACGAUGCGAGCAGUGGCCUGGUUUGGACAGCCGUACAACGUCUCCGUCAUCGACAUGCCUGUUCCUAGCAUCGUCAACCAGACAGACGCCAUUGUCCGAAUCACCACCUCAGCCAUCUGCGGCUCUGACCUGCAUUUCUACCAUGGUUUUACAGGAGCUGCCGACGUUCCAUGGGGUCUUGGCCACGAGGCAGUUGGAUAUGUCUCUGAGAUUGGCAGCGCUGUAUCUUCGCUUCAGGUCGGCGACUAUGUCAUCAUCCCUGACAACGCCCACAGUGGCCAUUAUGGACAGCAACACCCACUCUCCUUUGGAUCUGGUACACCUGGCUAUGGUGGUCUUCAGGCGGAAUAUGCCCGUGUUCCCUUCGCAGACGAAAGCCUCAUCCCCAUUCCCUUUAACAACCGGACCGGAAACUCCACCAAAGAACUCGACUACCUGAUGAUCGCGGAUAUCUUCAGCACCGGAUGGCACGCGCUGACCUACACCGGCUUUCAGCCAGGCGACACCGUAGCCGUAUUCGGCGCAGGCCCAGUCGGCCUCAUGGCCGCCUACUCGGCCCUGCUUCGCGGUGCAUCGCGCGUAUACUCCGUUGACCAAGUCCCCGAUCGCCUCGCACUCGCCUCGAGUAUCGGCGCUGUACCCAUCAGCUUCAACGCCUCAGACCCCGUCCAGCAAAUCCUCGCCCGCGAGCCAAACGGCGUGACAAGAGCCGUCGACUGCGUCGGAUUCGAGGCCGUGAAUGCAACCGGGCAGCGCGAGGAUGGCAUCAUCCCGCGCAACCUGCUCGCCGUCACCGCGAACCAAGGCGGCAUCGGCAUUCCCGGCGUGUAUACAGGUGGAGAGAACAGCACUCGUGGCGCCCCGUAUGCCGAUCAGAUCCCCGCAGAGUUCCCGCUUUCUGUUUAUGAGCUCUGGAGCAAGGCUUUGACUGUGGGAAGUGGGAUUAUUCUGCCGCUUGAACAUGCACAGGCUCUUGUUGAUCUGGUUGCUGCUGAUAGAGCUACUCCUAGCUUUGUGGUCAGUUCGGUCAUUGGUAUUGAGCAAGUGCCAGAGUACUACAGGCGGUACAGCGACCAUUUAGAGCACAAGAUUGUCAUCCGCUUUCCUUGA
Aspergillus wentii DTO 134E9 is the source of this 1137-nucleotide messenger RNA. RefSeq names its product glutathione-independent formaldehyde dehydrogenase. Gene Ontology annotation, molecular function: oxidoreductase activity; zinc ion binding. NCBI's taxonomy places the organism in Eukaryota, Fungi, Ascomycota, Eurotiomycetes, Eurotiales, Aspergillaceae. The coding region runs from base 1 to 1137 and encodes 378 amino acids. The transcript has 2 exons. The record is from RefSeq and is a predicted model, not a curated record.